AUGGAGAAAUCUGAAGAAACCCAAUUACCUACGAGCUUUUGUGUCAUUUGCAUGGACACAAAAGCUCCAUCAGAAAUGUUUUCAAAUGCAAAGGUUUGCAGCCAUCUGUUCUGCUCUGAUUACAUACGCCAACAUGUUUCUAUGAAGAUCAAAGAAAACAUUGCGAAGGUGAAGUGUCCAGAACCGAAAUGCAAAGGGCUAAUAGGACCCGAAAUUUGUCGAUCCAUUGUCCCAAAUGAGGUGCUUGAAAGAUGGGAAGACGCUUUGUGCGAGUCGUUGAUCCUGGGGUCUCAGAAAUUCUACUGCCCGUUCAAAGAUUGUUCGGCCAUGUUGGUGGAUGAUGGCGGAGAAGCUAUGACAUCAUCAGAAUGCCCAAACUGCAACAGAUUGUUCUGUGCGCAGUGUAAGGUGGCAUGGCAUUCCGGGAUGGAUUGCAUUGAGUAUAAGAGCUUAAAGGAAUAUGAAAUAAAUCCGAAAUAUUUAAUGUUAAUGGAGCUUGCCAAGAACAAAAACUGGAAGAGAUGCCCGGACUGCAACUUUUAUGUGGAAAAACGAAGCGGCUAUGAAAUCAUUCGUUGCAGAUGUGGGAAUCUUUUUUGUUAUCGAUGUGGAAAGAAGCAUUUUGGAAGCUGUGAUUCUGGAAGCAUGUACAGUCCAUGGUUCUUCGGUAGGAGAAUUUAA
Lactuca sativa (garden lettuce) is the source of this 681-nucleotide messenger RNA. Its product is annotated as E3 ubiquitin-protein ligase RSL1. NCBI's taxonomy places the organism in Eukaryota, Viridiplantae, Streptophyta, Magnoliopsida, Asterales, Asteraceae. Gene Ontology annotation, biological process: protein ubiquitination. The record is from RefSeq and is a predicted model, not a curated record. Gene Ontology annotation, molecular function: ubiquitin-protein transferase activity; zinc ion binding.